Canariomyces notabilis is the source of this 322-nucleotide messenger RNA. RefSeq lists its product as uncharacterized. NCBI's taxonomy places the organism in Eukaryota, Fungi, Ascomycota, Sordariomycetes, Sordariales, Chaetomiaceae. The coding region runs from base 95 to 265 and encodes 56 amino acids. The transcript has a single exon. The record is from RefSeq and is a predicted model, not a curated record.
CUCCUCAACAAGUUAGACCUGCAGCACCGUAGCUGUAGCCCCUUGUUGUGGCGGCCUUCGGUAACAAUUCCUGGCUAGCAGACAUACUAGUUAGAUGCGUAUUCAAGCGAAAAACCAGGAUGAACCUUUGACGGUACACCUGCGGAGGUUUCCGGCCGAGUCCCCGGAGGAGUUGUUGGCAAUCUUGACAAACCUGUCAGGUAAGGUAGGUGAGCGUUCUUUUGGCCUUUUCAGGAACUUUACUAAACCUGAGGCGAUGCCUUAACGCCGGCGCUCGUGGGCCAACCUUCCUCAACGUGCCAAAGGCUCUCUCUGUGAGGAC